AUGGAACAAAGAAGACGAAAGACACAGAGGCAGCGACAGUGGUGGGUCGCCUGUAUGUUUGCGUUGCUGAUGGAUUGGAGCGCAGCGUCCGCACAGAUCAGAUAUUCCAUACCUGAGGAAUCAAAAGAAGGCACUGUUGUCGGAAAUAUAGCUAAGGACUUGGGAUUAGACCGGAGCACUUUAAAAGCGAGAGGAUAUCGCAUUGUAACGGGUUCGGUCGAUCCCCUGUUCCAAAUAAACCAGAACGAUGGCAUUUUGUACGUGAAACACAAAAUUGAUAGAGAGGAGAUUUGUGAAGCAAGCAGUACGUGUUUCAUCAACCUGAAAACCGUACUAGAGAACCCACUUGAGAUCCAUUAUGUGGCUAUAGAGGUACUGGAUAUAAAUGACCAUUCUCCUAGUUUUCCGGAGAAAGAGAAACGAAUGGAAAUUUCAGAAUCAGUACUACCAGGGACGCGAUUUCAGCUGCAAGCUGCAAGUGACGCUGAUGUUGGCAUCUACUCUGUACAGCAGUAUAAACUUACUCACAACGAUAAUUUCCGAUUGGAAGUUAAUGACCGAGGUGACAAUGGUAAAAUUCCCGUCUUACUCUUACAGAAGCCACUGGACAGAGAGGUUAUGAAAAGACACACAUUUAUCUUGACUGCAGUUGACGGAGGAAAGCCUCCUAGAUCCGGCACUGUUGUACUAAGUGUCGACGUUUUGGAUAUAAAUGAUAAUUUGCCAAUAUUCACGAAAGACACGUACUCGGUAACGCUGAAUGAAAAUGCUCCAAUUGGUACUACAGUAAUAACGGUUAAUGCCACAGAUUUGGAUGAAGGAUCAAAUGGUGAGGUUUUUUAUUCUUUCGGUAACAGUGUCAAUAGUAAGUUACGGAACCUUUUCCACGUGGAUGCUAAUACUGGGGAGAUAAUUGUGAAAGGAACGAUAGAUUUCGAAGUGAAAGACAGAUAUGAGAUUUAUAUACAAGCCUCUGACAAGGGUGCCGCUCCUUUAACGACUGAGAAAAGCGUCAAUGUAAAAAUUAUUGACUUAAACGACAAUGCGCCGGAAAUUGAAGUCACAUCUUUCUCUGACGCAGUUCCUGAAGAUGCCAGACCCGGAACUACAGUUGCAUUGAUCAGUGUUAACGACCUAGAUUCUGGCCCGAAUGGCAAAGUUGUUUGUUUUGUAAAUGAUGACGUUCCCUUUACAUUAACGCCAUCCUUACAGAAUAACAUGUAUUCCUUAGUCACAAAAUCUCCCCUCGAUAGAGAAAAGAAGCAAAGUUUUGAUCUAACUGUUGUUGCCAAGGAUGCUGGAGAGCCAGUCCUGUCGUCUGAAAAGGAAAUAACAGUUACAGUAUCCGAUGUAAACGAUAACAGCCCAGAAUUUUUACUGAACCCUUAUAGUUUCUACAUUUCUGAGAAUAACGCUUCAGGAGACUCUGUGUUCUCAGUGAAAGCCUCUGACCGUGACGAGGGUGACAAUGCUCUUAUUUCAUAUCAUAUUUUAAGAGAUAGCAGAACAGAAAAUAGUCUAACUUCCUUUUUGAAUAUUAAUUCAGAAAAUGGAAAUAUCCUGGCACUUAAAACCUUUGACUUUGAGACAGUGAAAACCUUCCAGUUCCAAGUUGUCGCGACAGACUCUGGAACUCCAUCACUGAGCAGCAACGUCACAGUGAACGUGUUCAUUCUGGAUCAGAACGACAACGCUCCAGUCAUCUUGUAUCCCGUCAGCGCGAACGGUUCUGCUGAAGGUGUGGAGGAGAUUCCCCGCAAUGUGAACGCAGGCCACCUGGUGACUAAAGUGAGAGCCUAUGAUCCAGAUAUAGGUUACAACGGGUGGUUGUUGUUUUCACUGCAGGAAGUGAGUGACCACAGUCUGUUUGGUUUGGACCGCUAUACAGGACAGAUAAGAACACUUCGUUCAUUCACAGAGACAGACGAGGCUGAACAUAAGCUGGUCAUACUGGUGAAAGACAAUGGGAACGUUUCCCUGUCAGCAACAGCUACUGUGAUUGUCAAGGCUGUGGAGCCCAAAGAGGCUUUUGCAGCUUCAGAUGUCAAAAGUGCAGCAAAUGUUGAAGAAGAGAGUAAUGUGACAUUUUAUCUUAUAAUAACUUUGAGCUCAGUUUCAACACUGUUUCUCAUCAGCAUCAUUGCUCUGAUUGUAAUGCAGUGCUCCAAACCCACAGGCUGUUCCUCCAAGUAUUUACAAGACACACACUAUGACGGGACUUUAUGCCACAGCAUUCAGUACAGAUCUGGAGAAAAACGGUACAUGUUAGUUGGACCCAGAAUGAGUAUAGGAUCUACUAUUGUCCCGGGCAGCAACGCCAAUACUCUCGUUGUCUCUGACAGGAGACAGACAUCUGAAGAGGUAAGGCGUGCAUUA
Molecule: messenger RNA, 2376 nt
Organism: Myripristis murdjan (pinecone soldierfish)
Lineage: Eukaryota; Metazoa; Chordata; Actinopteri; Holocentriformes; Holocentridae
Product: protocadherin alpha-8-like
Exons: 1
Biological process (GO): homophilic cell-cell adhesion
Cellular component (GO): plasma membrane
Molecular function (GO): calcium ion binding
Source: RefSeq, a predicted model, not a curated record